This is a messenger RNA of Pseudomyrmex gracilis, 605 nucleotides long. It is a transcript of the gene ND-B14.5B, whose product is annotated as NADH dehydrogenase [ubiquinone] 1 subunit C2. Lineage: Eukaryota; Metazoa; Arthropoda; Insecta; Hymenoptera; Formicidae. Bases 131 to 520 code for a protein of 129 amino acids. The transcript is spliced from 3 exons. The record is from RefSeq and is a predicted model, not a curated record. Gene Ontology annotation, cellular component: mitochondrial inner membrane. Gene Ontology annotation, biological process: mitochondrial electron transport, NADH to ubiquinone.
UAAACCCCUCAUUUAUCGGUCGCAGCUUGCAGCCGGUCUGCGACUCAAAGCAAAACUUCGCGGCUGAUCGGUGUGUCGUGUUUUUGUAACUUCGUUGAUUUAGCAUCGGAAAAGAAAUUGUCUCGCAAAUAUGACAGACAUCAAACACCAUUCACAUGAAAUAAGUGAUCAUCCGGAAAUUCAAUGGGCUCUGGAUUUACUCAAACCGGAUCCCGAUUACAAACCGAGUGUAUUGCAGAAAUAUAUAAAUGAAAUAUGCUGUAUAGUAAUGGGCUUCGCGAUCCCCUGCGCAAGAAACUUUUACUGUUAUAGGCCAUGGUAUUCUGGUUUCCAAGCGCAUGGUAUAGGAAUGACACUAGGAUAUUUCGUUGCUCAAGGUAUAAACAAAACAACUGAUGCGUACAAAGCAGACCGUGAUACUAAAUUGAGAGAUUAUAUCAUACAACACCCAGAACUUUUCCCAGAGCCAGAACGUAAGAAAUAUAGCGAAGUACUUGAUUCUUGGCUGCCCAUACGUUAGAUAACUGCAAUUUAUUAGAAGCAAUUGCAGCAUCUUGUUUGUAUACUCUUUGAUGCAAUAAGACAGUAUGAUUUAAUACAAUGAA